This is a messenger RNA of Pteronotus mesoamericanus, 4333 nucleotides long. RefSeq names its product phospholipase A and acyltransferase 3. Bases 156 to 644 code for a protein of 162 amino acids. The transcript is spliced from 5 exons. Gene Ontology annotation, biological process: N-acylphosphatidylethanolamine metabolic process. Gene Ontology annotation, cellular component: cytoplasm. The record is from RefSeq and is a predicted model, not a curated record. Lineage: Eukaryota; Metazoa; Chordata; Mammalia; Chiroptera; Mormoopidae. Gene Ontology annotation, molecular function: glycerophospholipid phospholipase A1 activity; A2-type glycerophospholipase activity.
GGGGCCAGGUGACCUCACGCAAGCCGGACUCGGUGGCCUUAAAAUCCGGCCUCUUCGCAACUGCGAUCCCUACUGCUUCCCAGAUUCGCGAGGCAUUUACUCAGCUGAUAAGGCAAGCUCCCGCCUGAAAUUGAGGGUCCACAGCAGGAAAGAAGAUGCGGGCGCCCAUCCCCGAGCCCAAUCUGGGAGACCUGAUUGAGAUUUUCCGCCCACUCUACAGACACUGGGCCAUCUACGUUGGCGAUGGCUAUGUGAUCCACCUGGCUCCUCCAAGUGAGAUCGCCGGGGCCGGCGCGGCCAGCCUCAUGUCUGCCCUGGCGGACAAGGCCAUAGUGAAGAAGGAACUGCUCUAUCAUGUGGCCGGGAGAGACAGGUACCAUGUCAACAACAAACAUGAUGACAAGUACUCACCGCUGCCUCCCAGCAAAAUCGUCCAGCGGGCGGAGGAGCAGGUGGGGAGGGAGGUGCUCUACAAGCUGACGAGCGACAACUGUGAGCACUUCGUGAACGAGCUGCGCUACGGAGUCGCCCGCAGUGACCAGGUCAGAGACGCUAUCAUGGCGGCCGGCAUCGCUGGAGUGGGCAUGGCAGCCCUGGGCCUCAUUGGAGUCAUGUUCUCAAGAAACAAGCAACAAAAGCAAUGAGUUGAAGGGAGUGUCGUGACAGCAGUGACUCUAUACAUUAAGGAUCUUGUUAGGCUAGUGGUUUUGAGGUUUGGUUUAUGGGUUUCAUUCUGUUUUUAUAAUAAGGCUUAUUUUCACAGAAUUAAAUAAAGCCCAAUAAAGGAGGUUUUUUAUUGGGGAAAAUGUAGCACGAACUGCCUGGUGUGAAGUCCGUUGAGGGCACAGCCCGGCUCUGUCCCUGGUGAUGCCGGAGUGUGCCCUGGCCCUUCGGUGCCUUUCUCUCGCUUUCUCCUUGUGGGCUAUGCUCUUUGCCUUGCAGGUAACAGAGUCCAACUCCUGUCGUGUCAAGUAACGGGCAUUUCUGGCUGCGAGGAUCUCCGUGGGCUGCAGGGGAGGUAGACCUGAUUGAUAUACAAGAACAGGAACCAUGGCAUAGCCAGGACCUUGGCCCGGAACCAGACCCAGGGUGGCUUCUUGAUUCAGCAGCUGGAGUCUGUAGAUGUUCAUUGGAGUUAAAAGGAAACUGAACCCAAACCUUUGCCAUAAGGAAAUUCAGUAUAUGUUCUUGCCAAUCUUAAAACCGGCCUUACUACCAUUCUGUUCUUCACAUCUUUCUGCGGCCGUGUUGCUUCCACACUCACCACCCCCUGCCCCAGGACUAUUGCUCCCUCACCACUUGGGCUGGUGACCACCCCCAAAUCUCUGAUUCCCUCCUGUGUCCCCUUCUUCCUGCAGCAGCUCAGCUCCAUUCCUCCCACUGCCUACUGGGUGUUCCCAGUUCCAGUUCCCAAGAGAGAAUCUAAUUGGCUCAGCUCACCACAUCCCAGCGUGGCCUGCCGAUUGGCUGCCAUUGGGUCAGAUGACCACACUAGGCCAAUCAGCUCUGCCCUGGUGGGGCCGGGUCACAUGGUGCAAGGUAGCCUCACAGCUUCUGCGUUGGGAGUGUGGCAGGCCCCACGCCCAUGCCCGACCUCCCUGCUGCCCAGCCCUCCAGGGAGAGGUUGGGGGAAGGAAUGACCUCCCCUGGCUAGUCCCUUGAGGUCUGCUGCUGCUUUCUGGGCUUGGCAGAUGUUCGACGCGGCCAUUUUUCAGAAAGAGGCUUUUAUGGAUUCUCCAGAAAUACCUUGCUGGGACUGUGAAUAUUUCCUUCAUUAGCCUUGGUGGUCAGGGGCAGGGACCAUCUGUCCGUUGGAAUCCCUGACAGGACUGUCAAGGAAAAGAAAACUGAACCUCUGUGAAUUUAAGAGUUUUACUUAGGACUUGUUGAGGGCUAGCCUUGAAAGAGUGCUCUGACUUGGGGGAAGUGUGAGGGACUUAUAUAGGCAGAAGAGUAAGUGAAAGUACAUUUGAUACUAGAAGUUACAAUUUGGGUACAUAGGCUUCAAUGGUUGUAUUAUAGUAACACCAAAUUGAAAGGACGCACAGAAAAGAUAAGGCUGAGUUGCUGCUGAACCUCCUGGUGUGAAAACCAUCCAAUUACUUUGAGGCUCUUGAGUCUUUGAUCAGGUUAUAGAAAGAACAGACACUCUUCCUGGUAAUCAUCGUCCUUUAUUGUUAAACAUGGUCUAUGUGUGACUAGCCCCCACGGUUGCCGUAGUAAAGAACUGUAGUUAGGCUCAUUGUCCUUUCUUUGUUGCUGAUUUUGUCGGGGGAGUUGAGGUGCCCUUCACUGUCCCCAGGGCUUACAAGUGGCUCCAGGCCAGCUGCCUGCUGCUGGGCCCACAUUGCUCCCGGGUAAACACAUGUUCUUGCCAAUCUUAAAACCAGCCUUACUACCAUUCCGUUCUUCACAUGGUGCAAACCAUGACCCUGUGUUGACAUUAAAAUUGUUCUCUCCCAGAGCAGUUUCCUUUCUUGUCUGAACUCUAUUGUGCAAGCUCCCCAAACCCAAGGGACACAAGCCAGACUCAGAGGGACAGUCUCUUGAAACCCCCUCACCCACAUGGCAAAGGUGCUGGGCACACAUGGAGCGAAACUGCCCACAAUUACAGAAAAAAAAAGGAAUGAGGAAAAAUAAACUCUUACCAAACUAAAGAAAAGUUCAGAUUGUAAUAAAGAAUAAACGCCCUGGCUGGUGUGGUUCAGUGGACUGAGUGCCAGCCUGCAAACAAAGGGUCGCAGGUUUGAUUCCCAGUCAGGGCACAUGCCUGGGUUGCAGGCCAGUUCCCCAUUGGGGGGCGUGUGAGGCAACCGCACAUUGAUGUUUUUUUUCCCUCUCUUCCCCUCUCUCUCUCUAAAAAUAAAUAAAUAAAAUCUUUUUUAAAAAAAGAAAACAUUGAUUUGAGCAAAGGAGGGAUUGUAAUCUGGGGCACAGAUUCGGGUAAUAAUUUAAAUUGCGCUCUGAAGGAAACAGAGAAAAGCAGAAUUAUUUACAAAGGGCAAAACCGUAAGAGCAAUUCCCAUUAAGGUCCUCCGUGAAAAUAGAGGAUGUUUGCUGGGGCACUUGGGAUGGGUUAGGCAUUAUGCAAAUGAGGGAUGCUGGCUGUGGAAAUGGAUUGGUUCCUUUCUAGGCGAAGAAUGCAGAUGGUCCGGUCACCAUGACAAGGAAGUAGGGUCUACGUAUGGCUACGUAGCAGCCAUGGAUCCGGAGAGCUGCUUGUUGGGCCUCGAGCUGAGGUUAGCACAGGUCAGAGCUUACCAGUGAUCCCAAAAGCCGAGACAGGGGCCCCAUUUCCUCUCUGGCCUCUCGACUCCCUCCACAGUGACUUGCAUAGCAAAACUUAUUCCAUUUUAUCUUCUCCAUUCUCAAAACACAAGAAAGCAAAACUGAAACUCCCAGUUCAAUUAAAAAAUAAAUGAACAAAUUACGUACAAAAUGUGGAAUGCAUAUAAAUAACCAAAUAAGAUGGAAGAACGCACUCCCGGUAUAUUGGUAAUCACCAUAAAUACAAAUGAGCUACUCUUGCCAAGUAAAAGACAAACUGUACAUGGGAUACACUUCAAACCUAAGGACACAAAGAUUAAAAUGAAAAGGAUGAGCAUUUUAUAUAACUGGUGUGGUUUUAAAAAAGAUAAUGUUCUCAAGGAGAAAAACGAGGGUGUGUGAAGACUGAGACUGAAAGACACGCCGGAGACAAACCAGCUAAAUGUAAAAAAAGAAACAACCAUAAAAGCAAUUUGGGCUAUUUGGGGAAAUCCGAAUGCAGGCUGGAUGUGGUCGAAAAAGGGGCCGCACACUAAACCCUGACAAGCUCAGGGACCUUGAGUGACCACGUGGGAUGGUCUGGAAUUAAGUUUCUAACUAAAAGCAGGUUGUGAUGUCCUAGGCCUGUAUUUUUCCCAAACAAAGGUCAGUCUUUGCCUUAACUGAGCCUGUCUUUUGCCUUUUUUCGCAUGUACCAUAAUGUAGCUGAUAACAUUGUCCUUUGGGAUCUCGGAGCACAGGCGUGCACCAGAAGGGGGCCAUACACCACCCAUUGCUGUUGAUAUCCUGUUAAUUGUUGGCGACCCUGUACUCACCCACCUGUGCGAGAGAAGCAUGUGUCUGUUUUACUUUUGAUCUAAUCCCACACCUUCCCCCCUUUGCUUUUUGCCUGCCUCCCUAAUCCAUCACCAGUGGAUUUCAUGUAACCCUCUUACGGCUUCCCCUUGGAUUCUGAUACAUAAAGUAAGUGGUAAAACUGCCAUUUCCCGGAGCAUUUUCUGAAUCUGUUGAGAUUUUGCUUCCUGGCAAUUGUCAUCAUUUUGGCUCAAAUAAACUCAUAAAAAAA